AUGAUCUGGUUCCUGUUCCCGAAAACGUCUUUUCGGCGUCCCAAAAUUUUUCCUUUUCGACUGAGGAGGCUGUGGGUGUCAGGGCGACUCCUUGGCCACGCCCACCACGCCCUCGAGGGGGACAAGGAGGAAGUCCGCCGCCGCCCCGCUCGCGCACGUCCGCAGUUCCCGACGUCCCCCCCGCAACUGUUGACAAUCCGGGAACCUGCGAGUGACGCUACCUGUCUCAGCUUCCGGACCGCCACGUACCAGCAUCUCCCACCCGAAUCUGAAGGACGUAACCGAGUGAUCUCACUUUCCUCCCGACCCGCAGGAGUGGCAGAACGCCUGACGAGGGCCGUCCCUGGCACCUCCUUCUUCCUCUUCGGCUCCGGGGAUCCUGCGGGACGGGGGCUGGUGGCGAGGAGGAAGGAGGUAGGAUGGUUCCGGCGACCUGUGACCUACCACGCCCUCGUGCAUGACCUCGGAGGAACGCCCACGGAGAGAUAUGGGCUCACGGGUGUUGGCGCCAUUCCCUUCAUGAUGAACGUGAACGUGACCCUCGACUCAGCGGACGUGGCACUCGGGCGCCGCGUGGCCAGCGCCCUGAGGGCCACCACCCAAGGGGGGCUGCCAGGAGUGCAGUCCAUGGCCUUCCCACACGAGGGCCGAGUGGAGGUUGCAUGCAAUGUUGACCUGCUGCCUGCAAGUGAGGCGCCUGCAAACCAUUCGAUGAAACCCUCCCUGGGUGGGCGGUACUUCUACACGCCCCCAGAGCAGAUCGAGGCGCGUGUGGUCUCGGAGGCGGGCGGCGUGGGCGUGGUCGGCACGGCGCUGGUUGGAUUCAGCCCAGAGGAGGCGCGUGGGCUGGCUCUGCACGCCCUCGCUCACGCCCACGACGAGGCUUGGAGGAACGUCGGAUGGAGCAGGAGGAUGUGACUCUAACUCUCUUCUGGGGGAGGAUGUGGCGGUGUCUUCUCUCUCUCUCUCUCUCUCUCUCUCUCUCUCUCUCUCUCUCUCUCUCUCUCUCUCUCUCUCUCUCUCUCUCUCUCUCUCUCUCUCCCUCUUUCUC
This is a messenger RNA of Penaeus monodon (black tiger shrimp), 1051 nucleotides long. RefSeq lists its product as uncharacterized. The record is from RefSeq and is a predicted model, not a curated record. NCBI's taxonomy places the organism in Eukaryota, Metazoa, Arthropoda, Malacostraca, Decapoda, Penaeidae. Gene Ontology annotation, molecular function: transferase activity; folic acid binding.